AUGGGGUUGAAGAAUGACAUCAGAAGAGAUUUAAUGAUUAAUGUGUUAAUUGCUAAGGUUGGUAGAGCUAAACGUAAGGCAAAGGAUAUGAUGCUAGGCACGGACAUGGAGCAGUAUCAAAAACUCUGGAAUUAUGCAGCCACAGUCCGAGACACAAAUGCUGGAAGUACUGUAAAAAUGCAGAUUGACAAGCCUCCUGAUGGUUCAAGGGGUACAUUUCAAAGGUUAUAUUAUUACUUAUAUGCCUGUAAGAAGGGUUUUCUUGAUGGUUGUAGACCAAUAAUUGGUCUAGAUGGCUGUUUCCUUAAGACAGCAUUUGGUGGACAAUUAUUAUCAGUACUUGGCAGAGAUGGCAACGACAACAUGGUGCCAAUAGCAUUUGCAGUGGUAGAGGUAGAGCGGUAUGACUCCUGGAAAUGGUUUUUGGAGUUGCUAAUGGCUGAUUUGGGCAUGGGAAGAGAUAACAUUCCUUGGACCUUUAUCUCAGAUAGACAGAAAGGGCUUGUGCAUGCUGUGAAUGAACUGUUUCCAAAUUCAGAGCAUAGAUUUUGCUUGAGGCACAUGUACCAGAAUUUUAACCAAAAGUUCAAAGGAAAGGAAAUGAAAGACAUGUUUUGGGCUGCUGCAAGCGCUGGCAAUGAAAGGGAAUGGAAAAUGGCAAUGAUUGAACUAGAAAAGACAAACAAAGAAGCUGCUGAAUGGUUGAGCAGAAUUCCACCAGCCCUUUGGAGUAGAUCACAUUUUACAGGUUAUAGUAAAUGUGACAUUCUGGUAAACAACCUAAAUGAGUCAUUCAACAACUAUAUAUUAGAAGCAAGAGAGUUACCUAUCAUUGGGAUGCUUGAAUGGAUAAGGAGGAGAUUGAUGCAGAGAAUUCAAACAAAGAGAUCUGGAAUGCAAAAGUUUCAAGGAGAGAUCUGUCCUAAUAUAGCAGAAAAGAUCGACAAGAAUCAGAAGUUGAGUAGGACAUUUGUUGCGACCUGGGACGGUGGUCACAAGUUAUCCUUGUGCCCAUGCAUGUGCGGAGGAGUGUGUAGAUUACCUAUUAAAAAUUAUGUGCAUGCUUGCUACACUAGAGCAGAAUAUCUGAAAACAUAUGCAUAUACUAUCACACCUGUUCCAAGUGAUAUUUACUGGAUAACAGCUGAAGAAGAGUCCAUAAACCCCCCUGCGGUUAGGAGAAUGCCUGGUAGACCAAAGAAACUACGCCGGAGAGCACAAUAUGAGCCUAAGAAGGGUCAAGUAUCAACUAGAAAGGGGCUUGUGGCACCUGAAGCAAGCGCAGCUGAACCAAUUGCUGAGUCGUCCACUCAACCACAGUCAACUAGUAAAGGAGCUCCUACUGCACAAAGUACCACAAUGACUAGCAAACAGGCUAGGAAGCCUGUGCAUGGUACGAAUAUGAGUGGGAGUAACAGUGCUGAUGCCACCACUGCAACAGCAACCACAACCACAGCUCCAACUAUUACUGAUGUCUUGCGCAAGUUAAGGCCAAAGAGAUCAAAAGCUAUCCAGCCUUAA
Coffea arabica (coffee) is the source of this 1521-nucleotide messenger RNA. RefSeq lists its product as uncharacterized. The record is from RefSeq and is a predicted model, not a curated record. NCBI's taxonomy places the organism in Eukaryota, Viridiplantae, Streptophyta, Magnoliopsida, Gentianales, Rubiaceae.